AUGUCCUGUCGUUCACAGCUAUUUCGCGCCCUCAGAGCGCCCGCCUCUGGUAGCAGGAGGACUGCUUCUUUGAGGGCCAAUGCUCUCGGUAGAGGCCUCGUCCACUCCCAAUCUUCUGCUCGAUGCCUCUCGACCACAGCCGCGAGACUCGUUUCUCCCACGAGGGCUCAGCAGAACAAGCUGACGUCCGAGAUGUACCCGCAACUCGAGCGCGACUCCCGCUUCGCUCAAGUAACGCCUGAACAUGUCGCGCGCUUCAAGGAGAUCUUGGGUAACAACCCCUCCGCCAUCAUCGACGGCAUCAACAAUGGAACCGGCGUAGACGCUGCCGACUUUGAGAUGUACAACGAGGAUUGGAUGCACAAGUACAAGGGACAGUCCAAGCUGGUCUUGAGACCAGGCAACACUGAGGAAGUAAGCGCCGUCCUCAAGUACUGCAAUGAACAGCGUCUGGCUGUUGUCCCCCAGGGUGGAAAUACAGGCCUUGUCGGAGGCUCUGUUCCCGUUUUCGACGAGAUCGUCAUUAGCAUGUCCCGCAUGAACGAGAUCCGCUCCUUUGACGAGGUCAGCGGCUCUCUCGUUAUUGACGCUGGCUGUGUCCUUGAGGCCGUCGAUACGUACCUUGCCAAAAAGGGUUAUAUCUUUCCUCUUGACCUCGGCGCCAAGGGCUCAUGCCACGUCGGAGGAAACGUUGCCACAAACGCUGGCGGUCUGCGACUGCUCCGUUACGGCAGUUUGCACGGUACUGUGCUUGGUGUUGAGGCUGUUCUGCCUAACGGCACCAUCAUCAAUGACUUGUGCACCCUGCGCAAGAACAACACUGGCUACGAUAUUAAGCAGCUCUUCAUUGGCGCUGAGGGAACUUUGGGUAUUAUCACAAAGAUCGCUAUUCAGUGCCCGCAGCGAUCUCCUGCGGUUAAUGUUGCCGUCUUUGGCCUAGAGUCUUAUGAUAAGGCUCAGCUUGCUUUCCGUGAGGCUAAAAAGCAGCUGUCGGAGAUCCUGUCCGCCUUCGAGCUGAUGGACGGCCGCAGCCAGAGAAUCGUGUCAGAGGUCAAGGGUCAGGAUCAUCCUCUCGAGGGCGAGUACCCUUUCUACUGCCUGAUUGAGACAAGUGGCUCCAAUGGAGAGCACGACUACGCGAAGCUCGAGGCUUUCCUCGAGGAUGUCAUGACUCGUGAGGUUAUUGCUGAUGGUGUCGUUGCCCAAGAUGAAACACAACUUCGUAACUUGUGGGGUUGGCGUGAGGGCAUCACCGAGUGUCUCGGCCAUUGGGGUGGUACCUACAAGUACGAUAUCUCAAUUCCCCUCGACGAGAUGUACCAGCUCGUCGAGGAUACGAAGGCUCGUAUGACUGAUGCUGGCCUGCUUGGUGACACACCCGACCACCCCGUUGUUGACGUUCUAGGCUAUGGGCAUAUGGGAGACUCCAACUUGCAUCUCAAUAUUCCCGUGCGCAGAUAUGAUCCCGCCGUGGAGAAGGCUUUGGAGCCUUGGGUGUAUGAGUGGAUCCAGAAGCGUAAUGGAAGCAUCAGCGCUGAGCAUGGAUUGGGACUUGCAAAGAAGAAGUACAUCGGCUACAGCCGAGACGACACCACGAUUAAUGUCAUGAAGCAGAUUAAGAACCUUUUUGAUCCUAAUGGCAUCAUGAACCCCUACAAGUAUAUCUGA
Molecule: messenger RNA, 1668 nt
Organism: Fusarium coffeatum
Lineage: Eukaryota; Fungi; Ascomycota; Sordariomycetes; Hypocreales; Nectriaceae
Exons: 2
Coding region: 1-1668 (555 amino acids)
Cellular component (GO): mitochondrion
Molecular function (GO): FAD binding; catalytic activity
Source: RefSeq, a predicted model, not a curated record